UAUUCACGUAUUGCCUACGUCAACCCCCAUUGAAACCCUCCGAACACUUCUAUACGUAGUAUAGUAGUCUUCCAUCCGAUGCUGAUUGGAAAAUAUUGAUGGCCUUUUUUUAUCUAUUUAUUUUGUUCUACAUUUACAAUAGUCACUUUUUACUCGUGGUCCAAUUUAGUAUUAUUCAUUUUAUAAUUUUAUUUAGUUCAGAUUUAAUUUAUUUAGUUCAGAUUCUGGGAUUUAAUUAUCGGGAAGAGUUGUCCUUCGUUUUCUUCUUCUUGGUGGAAAAUAAAAUUAUAAAUAGAAGAUAUAAAGACUUGUAGGGCGGUGGGUAAUGAAAAUAGGAUCGAUAAGAUGAAUGAUAAUUCUGGUGAAUAUUCACGAAAAGCCUCGAGAUAUUGAGGGAAAUAUUCCUACGUACUAUUGACGCCUUCGAGACACAAGUGCUUUGAAUGGUUUUGUCUUAGAUGACCAGGAAUAAAAAAAAUAAAUUAAUAAAAAAUGACCCAAAAGAUGAUGAUGCUGUUGAAGAAAUUCAACCAAUCCCAGGAUUAUCAGAAAAAUACUUAAAGAUGCAAGUUAACAGUGGUACCAAAAUAAGAAAUGUUUUAAAGUAUGCCUUAAAAUAUUUCGAUGAAGAUAACUGUGUUUUGUGGACCGGCGCCGGCAAAGGAAUUGAAAAAACUGUAACAUGUGUCGAAAUUUUUAAAAGGGAAAAAACUGGACUCCAUCAAAUUAAUAAAAUUCGAUAUGUGAAGUCCAAAAGAGAGGGAGAUAAACCAAAUUUAGUGCCUGAGAUAAAUAUAUUUUUAUCGAAAGCUGCAUUAGACACUUCUGAACUUGGGUAUCAAGCACCGGGAGAUCUGGGUAUGUUUGAAGAUUCGAAUGUAGUUCAGAGUCAAGGAAGUAAAAGUAGAAUGUCAGAGGAAGCUAUGAAGGAAUUUGCGGAAAUGGGUUUGAGGACGGGUCAAAAGAGGUCAAGGAAGAAGACAAAUAAUGAUGGCCCUAUUAAAAAGGGGAAGAAAGCGUGAACAGCAUCAAUUUUAUUAACAGAAUAAAAAAAAAUUUGCUUGCAUUGUUUUUAAAAUAAAAUUUUAAUUGUA
Molecule: messenger RNA, 1094 nt
Organism: Cotesia glomerata
Lineage: Eukaryota; Metazoa; Arthropoda; Insecta; Hymenoptera; Braconidae
Gene: Rpp25
Product: ribonuclease P protein subunit p25-like protein
Exons: 4
Coding region: 459-1022 (187 amino acids)
Biological process (GO): tRNA 5'-leader removal
Cellular component (GO): ribonuclease MRP complex
Molecular function (GO): RNA binding
Source: RefSeq, a predicted model, not a curated record